This is a messenger RNA of Hemibagrus wyckioides, 4744 nucleotides long. It is a transcript of the gene appa, whose product is annotated as amyloid beta (A4) precursor protein a. The transcript is spliced from 17 exons. Gene Ontology annotation, biological process: central nervous system development; axonogenesis. Gene Ontology annotation, cellular component: plasma membrane; membrane raft; Golgi apparatus. NCBI's taxonomy places the organism in Eukaryota, Metazoa, Chordata, Actinopteri, Siluriformes, Bagridae. Gene Ontology annotation, molecular function: serine-type endopeptidase inhibitor activity; heparin binding; signaling receptor activator activity. The record is from RefSeq and is a predicted model, not a curated record. The coding region runs from base 155 to 2434 and encodes 759 amino acids.
GUCCUACCCCUUUGGUCGGUCAGGUGACGCUGUGUGCAGUCUCGCUGUUACACACGCUUCCACUAAGAGCACGGAUAAACCACUAUCGCGCUGUAACUCACAGUUAAAAGCGAAAACCCUCGCUUGAAUAUCGUCGGGAGAGAUCUUUAGGAGAAUGUGGGAUCGUCGGCUUUUCUUGCUGUUGAUGGUCGCGAGCUCGGCUCUCGCGGUGGAGAUACCAUCAGAAGAAGGACCGGGCUUACUGGCCGAGCCACAAGUAGCCAUGUUUUGUGAGAAGCUCAACAUGCACAUGAACAUCCAGAGUGGCAAGUGGGAGCCUGACCCUUCAGGCACCAAAAGCUGCGUCAACACCAAAGAGGGCAUCCUUCAGUACUGCCAAGAGGUCUACCCAGAUCUGCAGAUCACAAACGUAGUGGAAGCCAAUCAGCCUGUCAGCAUCCAGAACUGGUGCAAGAAGGGUCGGAAGCAGUGCCGCAGUCAUGUGCACGUCGUAGUGCCUUACCGCUGCCUCGUGGGUGAAUUUGUGAGUGACGCUUUGCUGGUUCCUGAUAAGUGCAAGUUCCUGCACCAGGAGAGGAUGGACAUGUGUGAGACUCACCUGCACUGGCACACAGUGGCCAAAGAGUCUUGCGGCGAUCACGGCAUGAACCUCCACAAUUACGGGAUGUUGUUACCGUGUGCCAUCGACCGUUUCCGUGGUGUGGAGUUUGUGUGCUGCCCGGUGGAGACGGAGCGGGAGAAGGAUGACGCAGAAGCAGAGGAGGACGAUUCGGACGUCUGGUGGGGAGGAGCCGAGACGGACUAUUCUGAUAACAGCAUGACUCGGGAGGCGGAGCUUGCAGAGCAGGUGGAGGCGGAGCCUGCUGUGGCUGAGGAUGAUGAAGUUAUUGACGAUGAAGAGGAGACUCUAGAUAAUGACCAGGAUGGUGAUGGAGAAGUGGAGGAGGAAGAUGAUGAGGAGGAGGAGGAGGAGGAAGAUGACGAGAUGAUUGACCAAAGCAUCGACAACGAGCAGACCACUAGCGUUGCCAUGACUACCACUACAACCACCACAACCGAGUCAGUGGAAGAAGUGGUCCGAGAAGUGUGUUGGGCGAACGCAGAGACUGGGCCGUGCAGGGCCAUGUUGCCCCGCUGGUAUUUUGUGAAAGAAGAGGGUCGCUGCGCUCCCUUCAUCUAUGGGGGCUGCGGAGGAAACCGCAAUAACUUUGAGUCAGAGGAAUACUGCCUGUCUGUCUGCGGUGGUGUGUUGCCCACCACUUCUCCAAGCUCGCCAGACGCAGUAGAUCGCUACCUGGAGACGCCAGCAGACGAGAAUGAGCACGCACACUUUCAGAAGGCCAAGGAAAGUCUUGAGGCCAAACAUCGUGAGAGAAUGUCUCAGGUGAUGAGGGAGUGGGAGGAGGCCGAGCGUCAGUCUAAGAGUCUGCCACGUGCUGACAAGAAGGCAGUCAUCCAGCACUUCCAGGAGAAGGUGGAGGCUUUGGAGAAGGAGGCAGCCAGCGAGAGGCAGCAGCUAGUGGAAACUCAUAUGGCUCGUGUGGAGGCUCUUCUUAACGACCGCCGACGUCUUGCACUCGAGAGUUUUCUGAGUGCCCUGCAGGCAGACCAGCCACGGCCACGUCACGUGUUCAGUCUGUUGAAGAAGUACGUGCGUGCUGAGCAGAAGGACAGACAGCACACCCUGAAACACUUCGAACACGUGCGCGUUGUGGACCCCAAGAAAGCCGCUCAGAUCCGACCUCAGGUGUUGACCCACUUGCGUGUGAUUGAAGAGAGGAUGAACCAGUCUCUGGCGCUUCUCUACAAAGUCCCAGGCGUGUUGGAGGAUAUCCAGGAUCAAGUUGAACUGUUACAGCGUGAGCAGCAGGAGAUGUCAGCACAGUUAGCAUCACUGCAGAGCGACGUGAGAGUGAGCUACGGCAACGACGCCCUGAUGCCCGACAGCACUGCCCCGCUUGAUCUGCUGCCAUCUGAGGACUCCGAUCACCUGGGCUUCAUUCACCCUGAGAGCUUCAACCAGCCCAACACUGAGAACCAUGUUGAGCCCGUCGAUGUCCGUCCCUUCCCUGACAGAGGGCUUCCUACUCGCCCAGUUUCUGGCCUGAAGCCUGAGGAUGUUCCUGAGCUGAGGAUGGAGGCAGAGGAGAGGCACAACGCUGCUUAUGAGGUUCACCACCAGAAACUGGUUUUCUUCGCCGAAGACGUCAGCUCUAACAAGGGUGCUAUUAUUGGCCUGAUGGUAGGAGGUGUCGUCAUAGCGACUGUCAUUGUCAUCACCCUGGUAAUGCUGCGAAAGAAGCAGUACACAUCCAUCCACCACGGUGUGAUCGAGGUGGACGCUGCUAUCACUCCAGAAGAGCGCCAUCUUUCUAAGAUGCAGCAGAACGGCUACGAGAAUCCAACCUAUAAGUUCUUUGAGCAGAUGAACUAAUGAUCCACGUGCUAGGCUGUAGUCCCCUAACCCCUUCCUCUUUACCCCUGUCUGGACAGUGUAGGGAAGGACUCUCACUCCCUGUAGUACAUAUCCUGUGGUGCCAUAAGCACGGUCACUUGCGAUUGGUCACUUAUCAAAACGAUGCAUAUAACCCGGUCAAACUUCUUACUUAAUAUGUGUAGUGAAGCUGCCCUGAAGCACUGAUUCAGGGUCAGUUGUUUGGGAUUUUCUCUUGAUUUAGAAUGAAACUGGGCUGAUCUCAGAUCUGAGUUCAUACUUUUUCUUUUUUUCUUUUUUUAAAGCGAGUGUCCCUCACACUGUCCAUACCCACUACUACUUUAACUGCUGAACACUGGGAUAGAACUGAUUAGUGUUAAAGACACUAUUCCUCAUUUUCUUUCUUCUGCACUUCCUGUCCUAUUCCCAUUGUGUGCUUUGAUGACAGCUGUGCUGUGUUGGAAUUUAAAAAAAAAAAAGGAUUAAACUCAUGACGAUAAGAUUAUAGUGAAAACCCUAAUGUACUCUUGAAUGAACUCUUAAAUUUUAAGAUUUUUUUUUUCCAAGAAAAAAAAGAAAAAUCAUGGAUAAAGAGAAUUUUUUUUCUUUAGCUGAGUCUAAUGUAUUGUCGUAAUGCAGAAAAAAAAAACCUAGCUGUAUCUAUUUAGUGCAUGAUGGAAAAAAAAAAUGAAGAAAACCUCUGUUGUCUGAAUGGAUCCUUUCUCAUGUAGAGAUCGUCAUUUUAGCAGGGUUCAACAUUUACCGUCUUCUCAUGACUUCAGUUUCAACUAACGAGCAACAACGGUAGUCUGAUUUGGCUUUCUGCUUUGAUUUUAUACAGACCUGAUUUACAAAAACCAUGAUUUUGUUUUUCAUUCAUCUUUAUUUUUUACUUUGAGUUCCUCCAGCUACUGGGGGCUGGAAAAUCAGUGUGUAUAUUUCUAUCUUUAUGCGUUUUCAUCCUGUGCAUUUUAGAGAUGCUCUCUCUCUCUCUCUCUCUCUCUCUCUCUCUCUCUCUCUCUCUCUCUCUCUCUCUCUGUUUUCACGCUAUUUAAUUUCCCUUUCUGUUUGGAUUCACAUGGUUGGAUGUGUUUUGUAACGGGUUUUCAGGCUCUAGGGUAUUUAAGGUUUGGGAGGUAGGGAUUCGCUGUAUGUGUUUGUAUGUUCUCUCCAGUGAAGUUUGUGUUUUUUGUACAAUCCCAUGUGAAGUUAAAAAAAGAAAAAAAAAAAGACCUUCUUUCCUUCAGCCUCUAGUUUCCUAGAAAACUCGCACCAAAGAGGCUUCUUUGUUCCUCUCAUGUCUGAUCUCUGGUUAGAGAGGGCUGCUGCGGUGCAGAACCGGGUGUGAUUACAUGGGAAGGAUGGAAGGAAAUAAUGAGAAGAAAUUCUUUUUAUGUCUCCUGGAUAGACAGUCCGAUCUCUUUCCUGCCCUCGUCUUGUGCUUAUGCUUUAGUCGUUUUUAAAGAUGCGGUGUAUUAGAGGUUGCCAGAUUGGAUCCGUGCAAGCCGGUUAUUUUCACUCUGAAUCGCUGCAUAGAACGACAGAAGGAGACCUGGACCUGGCAACCAGGGGUUAAAAAAUAAAACAAAACACUGGUAUAAAUGGAAAGAAGUGCAUUUCCAUUUACAUCAUUUAUUUCCCUGAUUUAACAAGGCAGGCAGGUUAAUUCUUAUAAGACGUCAUCUUGGAGCAGUGGCUACUUGCUGAGAUCAGAUUUCAGGUUAAGGAAUAAAGUGAGCAGAUGGUUGUUUUUUUUUUCUCCAGUGAAGGCUCCUUGUACUUUAAGUAAUCCUCUCAGUAUGAAACUCCUCACUCAGCUCUUCUGAUGAAUGUGACACAAACUACACUAGCCAUGGAGCACGUGAUAAAGCGUCUGCACUGCUGUGGUGAGUGACUUUAAACCAACAGAAUGUGUUCAGCUGAAACUCACUGUUCUCGUGAACAUCAUGUUUUCUGGGGAGUUCAUUUCUGUAUCAUUUUGAGCUGUCUUAGGUAGACAAUAAACAAACAAACAAAAAAAAGAAAUAAAUUAAAAAUAAAAACAACAGGAUGAUGUAAAUGACUCCAGAAUCUCAUUGGUUAAAUAGAUAAAGAUUGUGAUUGUGGUUGCAGUUUUCUGGCUGAGGUUUAGGGAGGCGUUUUAGGGAUGCGGAGACGUGCUGCGUUGUAGAUACAGAAAGCAGGAUUCCUUUUCUUUCUGUGUGACCUUUUUCUUCCUCUGUGUAAGUGUAUGGAAUAUUUGCUUUGACUGGAAACACUAUGCUUUAUACACUGAAUUCCAUAAAUAAAGUUUUGAAUGUACAUACAAGA